Molecule: messenger RNA, 1286 nt
Organism: Lecanosticta acicola
Lineage: Eukaryota; Fungi; Ascomycota; Dothideomycetes; Mycosphaerellales; Mycosphaerellaceae
Source: the annotation of a GenBank genome assembly
AUGAGGGACAUUGUUCGGGCAGCAACGCUGCUGCUCGUCUGCCUCGUCACCUUUACGAUAGCAUGGUCCAAAGAGGAUCACGAAAUCUUCCGGCUGCGGGACGAAGUGCUCGCCGGCGAAGGCCAUAAUGCCACGUUCUACUCCUUCCUCGGUGUCGGCCCCACUGCCAGCAACGAAGAAAUCAACAAGGCCUAUCGCGCCCUAUCGCGCAGGCUGCAUCCGGACAAGGCCCGAAGCACCUGGCUGGCGAAUUACAACAAGCCCCAGAAGCCGAAUUCAAAGCCAGGCGCAAAGCCGACUGUGCAUGUCCAGAAGGACAAGAAGCCGUCGCAGAGCGAGAUCACCAAGUUCAAUAAAGAGGCGUCGGCGAGAUUUGAGCGAUUGAGCUUGGUUACCAACGUCCUGCGUGGACCGGAAAGAGAGAGGUACGAUCACUUCUUGAGAAAUGGCUUCCCCGUUUGGAGAGGUACUGGAUACUACUACGAACGAUUCCGACCGGGUCUUGGAACGGUACUACUCGGCCUUUUCGUCUUUGUUGGUGGAGCAGUGCACUAUGGAGCCAUGUACCUGAGCUGGAAGAGGAAGCGUGAGUUUGUCGAGCGAUACAUCAAACACGCCAGGAAGAUGGCUUGGGGCGACGAAGCAGCAUACAACUCCAUUUCGGGUAUAGGAGAAGCGACUGGAGCUUCCACGUCCACACAGCGACCGCAGGAAAGCGAAGAGAGCAUGCAAUGGAACAGGAAGCAAAAGCGCGCCAUGGAGAGGGAGAAGAGAAAGGAAGGCAAAAACCCCGUGAAGAGCGCGAGGGCGGCCGAGAAAGCAAAGACCUCUGGCAUCUCUACCCCCGUCGAGGCUGAAGUGACUUCGGGGCCAGUUGGAGCGAAGAAGCGCACUGUUGCAGAGAACGGCAAGGUCUUGAUCGUAGACAGCGUUGGGAAUGUCUUUCUGGAAGAAGAGACAGAGGAGGGUGAACGACAGGAAUUCCUUCUCGAUGUAAGUGAUCCAGGCGGUCUGUACUGGUGUCGAGAUGGAAGCUAAUUAACAUAUCACAGCCCGACGAAGUGCCCGUUCCUUCCAUCAACGACACCUUCCUAAUCCGUCUUCCAGUGUUCUUGUACAACCAAUCGCUGGGAAAGGUGCUCAAUAAGCAAACCGCAGACCACAUCGAAUGGGAAGCAGAAGGCGGCGAGCAAGAACAAGUCGACGAGGUCGAAGCUUCACUCCGCUCUGCAAUUCCAGCCAAUGCGAACGGCGAAUCGCGGAAAAGGAAAUCAAAAGCAAAGUGA